Messenger RNA from Kwoniella mangroviensis CBS 8507, 204 nucleotides. RefSeq lists its product as uncharacterized. Bases 1 to 204 code for a protein of 67 amino acids. Lineage: Eukaryota; Fungi; Basidiomycota; Tremellomycetes; Tremellales; Cryptococcaceae. The record is from RefSeq and is a predicted model, not a curated record. Gene Ontology annotation, cellular component: endoplasmic reticulum. The transcript has 2 exons.
AUGACACAGCCAACCAACGCCGAUAUCCGACGUAAGAACGCCAACUUUGCUGCUCGUGCACAAGCCGGUAAGAAGACGGUUCGACCGCCUAGAUCAGCUACCAAGAGGAGUGUGGGUACUUGGGUAUUGAUCGCUAUGGGCUUCUUGGUUGUGGGUGGUACCGUAGUAGAAUUGAUUAGAUUGAUAGUGUUUGGUUCUUUCUAA